GAUCCAGGGACAUGAUGGAGAGUUUAAAGACGCGGCUCGAGUUCCCCAGCCCUGUCAUACAAGCCCAGACGGUGAGAAGUCUUGUUGCAGCUGUCGUAAAGGAAAAAGGGUCAAAUGGGCAAAUCAGCUGGUCCUGUGCUCAGGGCCCAGCACUGGAAGCUUUGUGGCAGCAGUGCUGCAGUGACUGUGCUGUGGUGUGUUCAGCGUGCUGCGACACCUUGGUGUUAUUGGUGGACCAGGGCCAUGCAGACCUGGAGUACAUCCUCAAUGGUGUCCUCAACCUCCUGCCUUCUGCAAGACACACUCAAGGGUUGAUAAAAGUCAUUCGGUGAUUGUUGGAGAUGCAGGCUGACCA
Messenger RNA from Oreochromis aureus, 355 nucleotides. Its product is annotated as focadhesin-like. The record is from RefSeq and is a predicted model, not a curated record. Gene Ontology annotation, biological process: regulation of post-transcriptional gene silencing. The coding region runs from base 12 to 332 and encodes 106 amino acids. The transcript is spliced from 4 exons. NCBI's taxonomy places the organism in Eukaryota, Metazoa, Chordata, Actinopteri, Cichliformes, Cichlidae.